This is a messenger RNA of Fusarium keratoplasticum, 771 nucleotides long. RefSeq names its product Triosephosphate isomerase. Bases 1 to 771 code for a protein of 256 amino acids. The transcript has a single exon. Gene Ontology annotation, cellular component: cytosol. Gene Ontology annotation, molecular function: triose-phosphate isomerase activity. Gene Ontology annotation, biological process: glycerol catabolic process; glycolytic process; gluconeogenesis. The record is from RefSeq and is a predicted model, not a curated record. Lineage: Eukaryota; Fungi; Ascomycota; Sordariomycetes; Hypocreales; Nectriaceae.
AUGGCAUCCAUCCAACGGUCUAAUCGUCGCAUCGUCGGCGUCUCGACAAAGCUGUACUUCUCCGCCGCCCGCACCCGGGAGUAUGUCGAUCAGCUCCUGCAACUCCUCUCUGCCGACUCUUCAGUCCUCAACGACAUUGACGUCUUCAUCAUCCCCGACCACGUCACACUCGUAUCAGUCAUCAACCAAGUCAAGGACCACAAAAUCUGGUGCGGUGCUCAGGAUACCUUCUGGGAGGACAGCGGCGCCUACACAGGCGAGGUAUCAUCUUCAGUCCUAGCCGAAGUUGGAACCCGCCUCGUCGAGGUCGGACACGCAGAGAGACGUCGAAUCUUUGGUGAAACGGACGAAAUCACGGCAAAGAAAGCAGCCGCAGCCGCGCGGAACGGGAUGAUCCCCCUGGUCUGCAUCGGCGAGCAAACCCGGGGCGAAACCCACACCACAGCCGUGACCCAAUGCCAAACCCAGAUCGAAGCCGUCCUAUCAGCCGUCCCGGAAGAUGCCGAAGUAGUCUUUGCCUACGAGCCAGUCUGGGCAAUCGGAGCAGCGCAGCCAGCUGCUGCCGACUACGUCGUCGGGGUCACGUCUGCGAUUCGGAAGCUGGAGAGCAUCCAGAAGAGAAGCGGGUCUACGAGGAUUUUGUACGGAGGGAGUGCGGGACCUGGGUUGUUUGAGAAGCUCAAGGAUGGUGUUGAUGGGCUGUUUUUGGGGAGAUUUGCUCAUGAUCCUGAGAGGUUUGUCAAGACGAUUCGGGAGGUUGCCCGGGGAUGA